UCUAAAAAGUGUGAAUUCGGUGAUAUCGAAAAUUUAUUUUUGCAUGUGACCCAAGCUACUUCGAAGUUCGAUUCCGGUCAAUUAUUCUGAAAUUUUCUCCCAAUUAUGAUAUAAAAUUGUGAAAAACAUAAACUAGUAUCUGUUCAAAAUGAGUUCCGAUGAUAGCUUACCCGGCGGUUGGGAGAAAAGGAUCAGUAGAUCGACAGGACAGGAGUAUUACCUCAACGUUUACACUAAGCAAAGUCAAUGGGAUAAACCCGAUAAACCAGCUGAAAAUAAUUCCGGAUCCAGUGGCCCUGCUCAAGUUCAGUGUAGUCAUUUACUGGUGAAACAUAGAGACUCUAGAAGACCAUCUUCGUGGAGAGAAGAAAAUAUUACUAGAACUGAAGACGAAGCUCUAAAAUUGGUUUCAGAAUAUCGAGAACAAAUUGUAUCAGGUAAAGCUUCAUUCGCCGAAUUAGCUGCGAAAUAUUCGGAUUGCAGUUCAGCUAGGAAAGGAGGCGAUCUUGGGCCUUUUCCCAGAGGUGCGAUGCAACCUUUAUUCGAAGAUGCUGCGUUUUCUUUGAAAGUUGGAGAAUUGAGUGAUCCAGUUCGAACAGCAUCUGGUGUUCAUAUUAUUUUAAGAACGGCCUAAUCUAUCGUUAAUUUAUUAAUUAUUUAUCAUUUUUAUUCUUUCAAAUUUUUAAUUAUUUAUUCCACUUUCUUUCUUGUUUAAAAAAUUGUUACCGCUUAAGAAAAUUUUUGCAGUUGUCGUGUUAUUAUGUGUAGUGAAUUCCAAUAUUUUCAUGAGUGUUGAUUGAUGCUUCCAUGUAUGUUAGAGUUUUAUAUUUCCGCUUUUCAGUAUACUUACUAAUUUAUUAUGAGAUUUUUUUUGUAAAUUUCAAUGUUUAUCGUAUUUUGGAGCAUUUUAAAAUUUUAAUCGUAUUUUAAAUUUUUAAAUAAAUGUCUGUUAGUAUCA
Planococcus citri (citrus mealybug) is the source of this 958-nucleotide messenger RNA. Its product is annotated as putative peptidyl-prolyl cis-trans isomerase dodo. The record is from RefSeq and is a predicted model, not a curated record. The coding region runs from base 149 to 634 and encodes 161 amino acids. The transcript is spliced from 3 exons. Gene Ontology annotation, molecular function: protein binding; peptidyl-prolyl cis-trans isomerase activity. Lineage: Eukaryota; Metazoa; Arthropoda; Insecta; Hemiptera; Pseudococcidae. Gene Ontology annotation, cellular component: nucleus; cytosol.